Molecule: messenger RNA, 384 nt
Organism: Apaloderma vittatum (bar-tailed trogon)
Lineage: Eukaryota; Metazoa; Chordata; Aves; Trogoniformes; Trogonidae
Product: histone H2A, sperm-like
Exons: 1
Cellular component (GO): nucleosome
Molecular function (GO): DNA binding; protein heterodimerization activity; structural constituent of chromatin
Source: RefSeq, a predicted model, not a curated record
AUUGAUAUUAGAAUGUCUGAAUGUGGGAAGAAAACUGCAAAGCCCUUGCUUGCAUCAAAGAGAAACAGAUCAGCCAAGGCUGGACUGCAGUUCCCUGUGAGUCGAGUUUACAGGUUCCUUAAAAGAGGGAACUAUUCUAAGAGAGUUAGUCCUAGUGCUGCCAUCUACCUGGCUGCAGUGCUGCAGUAUCUGAGCAGAAAGAUCCUGGAGGCGGCAGGGAAGACUGCAAAGGAAAACAAACACAGGAUCCUGCCCAAGCACAUCCUGCUGGUCGUGAGAAAUGACGAAAACCUGAACAAGCUCUUCUCUGGUGUGACCAUUGCUCAAGGAGGGGUGUUACCUAAUCUUCCGCCUGAACUUCUUCGUACUAAGUCCUCCUCAUAG